This is a messenger RNA of Racocetra persica, 879 nucleotides long. NCBI's taxonomy places the organism in Eukaryota, Fungi, Glomeromycota, Glomeromycetes, Diversisporales, Gigasporaceae. The record is from the annotation of a GenBank genome assembly.
AUGAAGAGCCUACUUUUAAUUUUAAUUAUUUUCAUACUACAAAAUUUUUCAAUUGUCAAAGCAAAAUUUGCCAAUCCACAAAUUAUAAAUCCACAAUAUGGUGCGUUGGCAAAAUUUUGGGGAGUAGCAAAUAACGAAGUGCCUAAAUUAUUAAAGAAUGAGAAACUUUUAAUUAUGAUUGACAAUGAAAUAAAACCGUUAUUAAAUGACUUAGAUUUUGGAGGAACCUAUAUAGAUGUAAAGGCAAACAAAAUAGGUUCUUCCGAAAAAGAAGAGACAUUUAAUUCAUCUAUUUUAGCCAUAAAUAGUGCUGUACUUGGUGGAGAUCGUCUUGAACUGGUUAGCAAUGAAGGUGGAAAUCAAACUUACGAUUUUGGAAGUGCAGGUUUUUGGGUGCGAGAUCAAAAUGGUCGAGAUUAUUUAUUAACCGCUGGACAUCUUGUUCUUGGAGAAAAUAUAACUUCUAUGACUUUUUAUCAUAUAUCCGCUCAAUUAAAUAAUUUAAUUAGUCCAGUAGUUAUGAAUAAUGUUAUUCCAUUUGACUAUAAAUUAUUAAUUAAGGAUGCUGUAGAUAUAAUUACUCCUGGGGUUCAUGUAUGUAAAACCGGUUAUAAGACAGGAACUACUUGUGGUGAAGUUACAUCACGUAAUACAGUAGAAAGAUCUGAAAGUGACCUUGUUAUAGGAGUUCUCAAAUUACUCUUGUUUGUUGCUGCAGGUGAUAGUGGUGAUUCUUUAUGUCAUUAUAGGGAAGAUGAGUUACCAUACGUGGAUGCAGUUGGCAUAAUAAAAGGUGGAGAUGUUAUUAGAAGUAUUGCCGUAGGCAUACCAAUACUUAUUCCUUUACAAAAUCAUGGGAUGUUUCUUGUACAUUAUUAG